Messenger RNA from Archocentrus centrarchus (flier cichlid), 944 nucleotides. RefSeq names its product chromosome 5 C1orf74 homolog (gene c5h1orf74). Bases 69 to 863 code for a protein of 264 amino acids. The transcript has a single exon. The record is from RefSeq and is a predicted model, not a curated record. NCBI's taxonomy places the organism in Eukaryota, Metazoa, Chordata, Actinopteri, Cichliformes, Cichlidae.
UACUUACACUAGAAUCAUCUCUAGUCCUAUUUGACUCUUCCAUCCUGUGUGAUGUGAUUUGUGCAGCCAUGUCCACAUCAGAGCUCUUUGUUUCUGCCGCUCGUAAAUGUCUGUCUGCUGGUAGAAAGUCCCUCUCCAUUCCUCAGAGUCUGGACUUGGCUGUUCAGGUGUCAGCUGUAGACUUGGGGUUGAAACCUGCUAUUCUGUACGACAGUAAUGGCGCCUGUGCGGAGCAGGUGCAGCGCUAUCUGAACUCUUUACAAUCACUCCAGCUUGUGUCUAAAUCACUGCUCACGCUGGAUUUAAAUGGAAACAUUCUCAUUGUUAAUCCAGCCACAGUUAGAUCAAAUUUAGAGCAGGUUCUUCAUGAUGGGAGCAGUGUGGCUGUGAUUGAUGUCUGCCACUCACAGGAGACACCCACCAUUGCAGACCCGCUGAGGGGAGAGCUGAAGGGCAUAAUACGAGAUUUACUGCUUCUUCUGGGAGGGGUGCAGCAACUCGACGAUGCUGAGAGACUUCUCAGCGCCGGAGAGAAAUGUGAGGAGUGGAACCUGUGCACAGUGUUUGGGCUCUUACUGGGUUACCCCGUCACUUACUGGUUUGAUCACACCAAGAGUUUUGACAACUGUUUGUCUAUGACUCCCCUCGUGGUGGUUACAGCUUCAGCAACAUGGCAAGAAGACACCGCAGCUCACAGAUGUUGUCUGUAUUCAUUCAGCAUCCCAGCUGCUCUCCAGGAGGAGAUGCAGUCCAACCUGGAAACCUGGACGCUGCAUCUGCAACAGAGAUUUGGGCAGCAAAACCACCUCAAGGAGCUCACAAUUAGUCACUCCAUAGUCACACUGCCCUCAGUUUGUUUGUGAAGAUAAUGUGAGUUUGUCUUUAGAACAAAAUGCUCUGGAUUGUGUUGGAUUAUUUAUCACUGCAAUAAACAGUCAAAAUGU